This is a messenger RNA of Triticum dicoccoides, 2974 nucleotides long. Its product is annotated as inactive protein kinase SELMODRAFT_444075-like. Gene Ontology annotation, biological process: protein phosphorylation. The transcript has 9 exons. NCBI's taxonomy places the organism in Eukaryota, Viridiplantae, Streptophyta, Magnoliopsida, Poales, Poaceae. The record is from RefSeq and is a predicted model, not a curated record. Bases 127 to 2802 code for a protein of 891 amino acids. Gene Ontology annotation, molecular function: ATP binding; protein kinase activity.
CCUCACUCCUCACUCACUGACAGUCUUCUCAUCUCUGCUCUUCUGCUCCCCCACUUCCAAAAUCCAAAUUCCAAAAGACCAGCCAGCGGGACACGCCGGCGGAAGCUCGAAGGCUGCGCUCGGGGGAUGGCCGGCGAGCAGGGAGCGCCGUCUGCCGCGGCGGUGGUGGUGGCGGCGCGGGCCGCGGCCAGGGAGGUGCCCCGGUCGGCGGCCGCGUGGGCGCUGGCGCACGUCGCGCGGCCCGGCGACGCCGUCCUCAUCCUCGUCCUCAUGCCGCCGCCGCAGCCGGCCGCCGCCUCCGGUAGAAGGCCGUGGAGCUUCCCCUUCUUCGCGGGGGGCUGCGCCAGCGCCCACGCCGCGGCGCCGGCCCAGCGCUCCGACGUCUCCGACCUCUGCGCGCAGAUGAUGCUCACCCUCCGCGACCUCUAUGACCCCACCAAGGUGGGCCUGAGGGUGAGGAUCGUCGCCGGCGCGGGCCCAGGCGCCGUGGCCGCCGAGGCGAAGCGGGCGCGGGCGAGCUGGGUGGUGCUCGACAGGGAUCUCAAGGUCGAGGAGACGCGCUGCAUGGAGGAGCUCCAGUGCAACAUCGUCGCCGUCAGGCGCUCCCGGCCCAAGGUGCUCCGUCUCAACCUCGCGUGCUCCACGGAGGAGGCACACCCGGAGCCGGCAGCUCCCCCGCCCCAGCCCGAGCCCAGUGCCCAAGAUGAGGUGAACGAGGGGACGGUUUCGGUCACGGGACCCGCCGUGACGACGCCGAGCUGCAGCCCGAACUCAGAGACGCCGUCUGGCAGCACCGACGACGCCGGAGCGUCCUCCUCCGUGUCCACCUCGGACCCCGGCGCUUCCCCAUUGUGUGCUUCACCUUCAGAAGAGGCCGGCAUCUGCAUCUCUCUGAAGAAGGAAGAAGCAGAGGAUGCGGGAGCGUCCUCCGUGCCAACUUCUUCAGAAGAACCGGGCAUUUCUCCAUUGUGUGCUUCAGAAGAAGCAGGCAUCUCUCUGAUGAAGAAGAAGGAAGAAGAAUCCGAGGAUGUGGAGACAUCUCCUCUGUCAAACUCAGCAAACCCAGCCAAUUCUCCAUUGUGUGCUUCAGAAACAGACAGUAGCUCUCUGAAGAAAGACGAAACCACCAACAUUGAUGCAUCCUCUGUGUCAAGCUCAACAGACCCUGCAACCUCUCCAAUGUUCGCUUCAGAAACAGACAUCAGCUCGCCGGAGACGGAGGCGUUCGACGAUUCCACCGGAGCAUCCUCCGCUGCAAGCUCAGAGCCUGGCGCCACUACUCCAGCUUGUGCUUCAGAAAGAGAUAUGAGCCCUCUGAAGAGAGAAACUGUCAAUGUACUAUCUGACCCUGGGAGUGAAGCUUCAGCUGCAACUCCUCAGGCAGCAUCAGCAGCAGCCUCGCCGUCAAUCCAGCCAUGGAUGGCCGACAUCCUGCAGCGACCCGGCGCAUCCCCCAGACCAACACCAACCCGUCGAAGAACCCCGACGGCCGACGCGCUGCUGGAGAAGAUCGCCAAGCUGGACCUGCUGACGGAGAUCAGCGCCGUCAGGAGCAGGUCAGACCUCAACUUCAGAGGCAACGUGAGGGACGUGGUGUCCCUCUCCCGGACCCCUGCGCCGGGGCCGCCGCCGCUGUGCUCGGUGUGCCAGCACAAGACGCCGGUGUUCGGGAAGCCGCCGCGGUGGUUCAGCUACGCCGAGCUGGAGCACGCCACCGGCGGCUUCUCCAGGGCCAACUUCCUGGCCGAGGGUGGGUUCGGGUCUGUGCACCGAGGGGUGCUGCCUGACGGCCAGGCCAUCGCCGUGAAGCAGCACAGGCUCGCCAGCAGCUCGCAGGGCGACGUCGAGUUCUGCUCGGAGGUGGAGGUGCUCAGCUGCGCGCAGCACCGGAACGUCGUGAUGCUCAUCGGCUUCUGCGUCGAGGGCAAGAGGAGGUUGCUGGUCUACGAGUACAUCUGCAACAGAUCACUGGACACUCAUCUCUAUGGCCGUCACAAGGAGACCUUGGGGUGGGCUGCCCGGCAGAAGAUCGCGGUCGGCGCCGCCAGGGGGCUGCGGUACCUCCAUGAGGAAUGCAGGGUCGGCUGCAUUAUCCACCGCGACAUGAGGCCGAACAACAUCCUCGUCACGCAUGAUUUCGAGCCACUGGUCGGCGAUUUCGGGCUGGCCAGAUGGCAACCUGACGGAGACAUGGGUGUUGAUACAAGAGUCAUUGGCACAUUCGGUUACCUGGCACCUGAAUAUGCUCAGAGCGGGCAGAUUACCGAGAAGGCCGAUGUGUACUCAUUUGGGAUUGUUCUAGUGGAACUUGUCACUGGACGCAAGGCUGUCGAUAUCAACAGACCCAAGGGCCAGCAGUUCCUUACUGAAUGGGCACGGCCAUUGCUCGAGGAGCACGCGAUCGACGACCUCAUCGACCCGCGCCUCGAGGACCGCUUCUGCGAGAACGAGGUCUACUGCAUGUUGCACGCGGCGAACCUCUGCAUACGGCGUGACCCACAUUCGAGGCCGCGAAUGUCCCAUGUUCUCCGCAUCCUGGAGGGCGACAUGGUGGUGGAGUCUGGCGGCUGCAUCUCCGCGCCGAGCAGCGACGCCGGGAGCAUGAGCCGCCGCAUGCUGAGCGACCGGCUGCACUACCAGGAGCAGGGCAGCCCGGUUCGGUCCGAUCAGCGUGUCAGCGCGGUGAACCGCUCCCUUGAGACCACCCUGAGGAGCGCCUGGGAUGCUGAUGAGCAGGGCUUGUCUAACAGGUUUUGGUACCCUUCAGCAGCUGCUGCAGACUGCAGCCAACACCCAAGAUGAUGAAUUGUGUGCUGCUCUUUGCAUCUGUGCCACUGAUGCUCUGUUUAUAGCAGUGGAAUAGAUAGUAUAGUAUAGUAAUAGGGGUUUACAUUGUGUAACCCUGGAUUUGAGCUCUUGUUUCUGAGCAUGAACUGAUACAAGUGUGGUGACAUACAUGUAUGCAGUUGUUUCA